Molecule: messenger RNA, 262 nt
Organism: Staurois parvus
Lineage: Eukaryota; Metazoa; Chordata; Amphibia; Anura; Ranidae
Source: the annotation of a GenBank genome assembly
UGCACAUCAAUGCCACAUAUCAGUGCCCAUCUGAGCUGCCUUUCAGUGUCACUCAUCAGUACUACCUAUGAAUGCCAAUCAGUGCCACCUAUCAGUGCUGCCAAUCAGUGCCACCUAUCAGUGCCAGUCAGUGCCGCCUAUCAGUGUGCAUCAGUACCUCCUAUCAGUGCCAGUCAUCAGCCUAACACUGCCAUAUAUCAGUGCCAUAUAUCAGUGCUGCCUUUCAGUGCCCAUCAGUGAUGCCUGUCAAUGCCCAUCAGUG